Molecule: messenger RNA, 2903 nt
Organism: Oncorhynchus kisutch (coho salmon)
Lineage: Eukaryota; Metazoa; Chordata; Actinopteri; Salmoniformes; Salmonidae
Product: E3 ubiquitin-protein ligase RNF12-B
Exons: 6
Coding region: 206-895 (229 amino acids)
Source: RefSeq, a predicted model, not a curated record
GCGUUUGCACCAACAGGUUUAUACGAUUGUGUUUAGUGGAAGCGCGGUGAGAUGAUCUACAGUGCGCGCGGGACUACACUGACCUACACACCAGCUGGCAUCUGCAACAAGAAGGAUAAUUUUGCAUGUACACAUAAAAAUACUAUUUAUUACAUCUGCAGAAAACAUAGCAAUUGUCAAGUGAACCUUAAAUAAUUCUACCAUCAUGGAACUUGACGCGUCUAUCAUUCUCCCUGCGCUCUUCUUUACCAUUCUUGCUGUUGUCUUGGCAGCCAAAUUCAUCCCCAAAAAACAACCAGAGGAGAAGAAGAAGAAGGUUAAAGUAGGCAACGGAGACGAAAUUCCACCUUCCAGAGUAUUGGCACCAGCAGUAGCAAUACUGGAAGUACCAAAAAUGGAGGUACCCCCACAAGUGGUAGAAGCUGAAGUUAUACCCGAGCCAGUAACAGUUGCCCCAGUAGUUGAAGAGAUCAAUGUUGUAGAAGAAGAGACAGUUAAAGAGCCUGAAAUGAUCCCUGAGGUUCGGGCUGUGCCAGAGCCCGUGCCAGAGCCCGUGGUUGAGCCAGAACCCGUGCCUGAGCCCAUCCCUGAGCCAGAGCCCAUCCCAGUCGUUGUUGAGGAGCCCAUCCUUGACCUCAUCGCCAAAUCUGUGGGGAAGGAGGUCCCCGUCAGAGAGCCCACCCCUGAGCCAGCAAGGGAACCCAACCCCAAGCCAGCGAGGGAACCCACCCCUGAGCCCAUCUUUGUGACAGAGCCAGAGGACCUUGAGAGCAACGCUGAGGAGGUGCACUUUACCCCAGGAAUGAAGAUUAGCAAGUUGGAGAAGCUGAUGACCAAGGAGGAGAUGGAGGAGGAGCAGAGGAUAGAGCUCACACCUGACUUUACCUCUCUAUAAGCAACAUCGACAAGCACACUGUGAGUUAGGAAGGAUUAUGGGGUGCAAAAUGAUCAGUUGGCGGCCAUCUUUCUCCUGCUGAUGCAGAACCAGGAGGCACUAGGGGAGGUGACUGAGGGAGACAUGGAGGAGCAGCUCAAACUCUACUCCCUGUAGCAGAAUGGGGCGGUUCUAUUAUUGUCAACCUUGUAUAGGGCUGAAUAGCCUGUUCCCCUUUUGAAAGUGCAGGUGUCAAGCAGAGCAACUGUCAAUGUAUAAUACCGUAUUUAUGUUUGACUUAUCAUGUCAGGUCAGAAUGAUCCAUAACAGACAAAGACAAUAGGUUUAAUAUUCUGACAUACUGUAGUGGGAUAGGUUAAAUGGCAUUACCCAUAAGACCAAAACAAAUUGUACUACACUUGAAUGUAAGACACAAGUCUUUAUACUGUUGUUGUUCUGUUAACAUUGGUUAUCGUAAAGUAUGGCAAUGUUACAAUGGCUUAAAAAUCACACGUUCUUAGAGUAUGAACAAUUGAAUGAACAAACAAUUGCAUGUAACUUAUUUACAUUAAGUAUAUUGACAACACACUAUUUGUUUAUAUUACUUAAAUGUUUAAUGAAGUAUUGUUGGUAAGUAUUUUCAGUUGUAAAGAACUAUUUUGGAAUGACUUUGUAGUGUUAAUAUAGGUAAUAUUGAAAUAUACACUGAGUGUACAAAACAUGACAUAGACUGACCAGGUGAAUCCAGGUGAAAGCUAGGAUCCCUUAUUGAUGUUACUUGUUAAAUCCACUUCAGUCAGUGUGGGUGAAGGGGAGGAGACAGGUAAAUAAGUAUCUUUAAGCCGGCAGACAAUUGAGACAUGGAUUGGCUGAAUGGGCAAACAAAGUGCUUUGAAGGGGUUAUGGGUUGUAGGUACCAGGUGCACCGGUUUGAGCAUGUCAAGAACUGCAACGCUGCUGUGUUUUUCACACUCAACAGUUUCCUGUGUGUAUCAAGGUCCACCACCCAAAGGACAUCAUGUUGGAAGCAUUGGAGUCAACAUGGGUCAGCAUCCCUGUGAAAUGCUUUCGACACCUGCAGAGUCCAUGCUCUGACGAAUUUAGGAUGUUCUGAGGGAAAAGGGGGGGUAUUGGGUAGGUGUUCCUAAUGUUUGUACACUCAGUGUAUUGUUUUUCAUAUAUUCUCAACACUCCAUAUUUUGAAUCAAAUGUUUUUAAUGGAUGUACAUAGUGUAUGGAGAUAUUUUAGUAGUUUAGAGUCUCAAGCGAUGAGGUUUUAAUAGUUAGUACCACAGGUGGCUGGUGGCACCUUAAUUGGGAAGGACGGGCUCAUACUAAUGGCUUGAACGGAAUGGUAUCGAACACGUCAAACACAAGCUUUCCUUGUGUUUGAUACCAUUCCAUUCACUCCAAUCCAGCCAUUAUAAUGAGCCGUCCUCCCCUCGGCAGCCUCGCACCCUGGUGUAUCUUUUUACCAGUUAUUUUAUUAAAUAAUAUGACACUGUCACGUUCUGACCUUUAUUUCCUUUGUUUUGUAUUUAUUUAGUAUGGUCAGGGCGUGAGUUGGGUGGGCAGUCUAUGUUUGAUUUUCUAUGAUUUGGGAUUUCUAUGUUUCGGCCUAGUAUGGUUCUCAAUCAGAGGCAGGUGUCAUUAGUUGUCUCUGAUUGAGAAUCAUACUUAGGUAGCCUGGGUUGCACUGUUUGUUUGUGGGUGAUUGUCUAUAUUGAUGGCUUGUUUCAGCGCAGCUCGCAUUAGCGUCACGGUUGUUAUUUUGUUUACUGUUUUUGUAUAGUGUUCAGUGUUUUCUUUAUUAAAAUUCAUGAUGAUCACGUAUCACGCCGCAUUUUGGUCCUCCGAUCCUUCUCGCCUCUCCUCUACAGAUGAAGAGGAGGAUGACCGUGACAGACACUCAAAACAGUUGUGAGAUCCACUUUGUCCCUGCUCAACGACUCGUCCAGCAGCAGCCUGUUUGAGCGCAGGUGGCCUGAUCAGUGUGUCCGCUGUGCUGUGGUGGGAAAUGGCGGCAUCC